AUGGGAAAUACUUAAUUAACGGAUUAAUAGAUUCUUUUAUACAAGAAUGAAACGCAAUUCACUCCUAAUUAAAUAAGAAGAAUACACAAGAAAUUCUAAUAGUUGGACACUAACAAUAAAGGUUUUGUGAGUGCAGCUGAUUUUAUUAAAAUCAUACAACAGCAUAAAUAUAGCCCAUUGUUAAUUUAAUAGUUGAUUGGUCGAAAAUAACAAGAAAUUGAUUUCAUUUCAUUAGUUAGAUUAUUAAAUGACAUUUAAUUUGGGGAUAAAAAUGCUCUAUUGACAAAAAUAAUGGAUCAAGAUAGAGAUGGAUUAAUUGGUACGGAAGACAUUUAGAAAACAAUAACAGUGUUAAAUCCUAGUUGUUUCAAGAAUUCUUAUGAAUUAUCUCAAUAAAUAGUUAAUGAUAAUGAAAAACUAACAUAAAAUAGAAUGAUUAAAUUAUUAAUAGAUAAUUGA
Messenger RNA from Paramecium tetraurelia, 459 nucleotides. RefSeq lists its product as uncharacterized. The transcript has 2 exons. Gene Ontology annotation, molecular function: calcium ion binding. Lineage: Eukaryota; Ciliophora; Oligohymenophorea; Peniculida; Parameciidae. The record is from RefSeq and is a predicted model, not a curated record.